This is a messenger RNA of Folsomia candida, 1214 nucleotides long. It is a transcript of the gene viaf, whose product is annotated as viral IAP-associated factor homolog. The transcript has 7 exons. Gene Ontology annotation, biological process: protein folding. The record is from RefSeq and is a predicted model, not a curated record. NCBI's taxonomy places the organism in Eukaryota, Metazoa, Arthropoda, Collembola, Entomobryomorpha, Isotomidae. The coding region runs from base 132 to 854 and encodes 240 amino acids. Gene Ontology annotation, cellular component: cytoplasm.
UUUUAACACGUGCUAAAAAUACAUCCCGCUGUCGGAGUCUCACACUUCUCUCAGUUUCGCUCGACGUAUUUUGUUCAGAUUUUUAUCAUUUUUCGGGAGGAAGGUGGUGAACUUGGUUUUUGGCCAGCAGCAUGCAGAACCCUAACGAGGACACGGAAUGGAACGACGUUUUGCGAGCCAAGGGGAUAAUCCCACAAAAACCGAUCGAGAAGGAAAUGACGGAGGACGAAAUUGUGCAAAUGUUGGAAGGCACGAUUCAAGAAAAAACGGGAGGUAGUGUUAACCUCGAAAAGUUAUCCCUUGGCGAGUUGGACGAACUAGAAGACGAUGAGGAGGAACGAGUCUUGGCUGAAUACAAGGCGAAAAGGUUGCGAGAAUUGAAGUCGGAGUUGGUCAGGUCUAAAUUUGGGACCGUGCUGGAAAUUUCUGCUCAGGAUUACACUGCCGAGGUCAACAAAGCAGGGGAGGGGGUAUGGGUCAUCCUCCACUUGUAUAAACAAGGGAUACCAUUAUGUGCUUUAAUCAAUCAACACUUGACUCAGCUAGCAGCUAAGUUCCCCACGACAAAAUUUAUCAAGAGUAUUUCUACCGUUUGUAUCCCAAACUACCCGGAUAAAAACGUACCCACCAUUUUCGUCUAUUUUGAAGGGAACAUGAAGCAACAAUUUAUUGGACCAAUUCCUCUCAGAGGAAUGAACUUGACAAUAGACGAACUCGAGUUCCUUCUGGGGAAAGCUGGCGCAGUGCCAACAUCCAUCAAGAAAGACCCCAGACCUAAGGUUGAGGACAAAAUGAUGGCAAGUUUAGGGGUUCGCAACAGGACUAAGGAUUCAGACACGGAAGAGGAAGAUUAACCAUUACCUUUUUGUAAUGUCACAAACUUGACAAUACUUUUUUGUCUUUUCAUUGUUCCCAAUUAUUUAGUCAGUAAUUCUAACUUUGCAUUAUGACAAAAACUUUAUUGUACUAUUAUUUGACGCUGUUGAAACUAAACACAUCAAGAUUUAUAUUAUAAAUCACACUUUCUGUUAUUCUCCCCAAAGAUUAUGACCUCGGGUUUACGACGCACCUACUAAUUGCGUUAAGAUAUUUAACCCUGAAUUUAAUAUUAAAUUCUACAGCCCCAUUUGCAUACAUGCGAAAUUUGUAACGCAUUAUUAUAUUAUUAAUUGUUGUUUGUGCCUUUGUGAUGCAAUUAAAAUUUUUAUGAGCAA